This is a messenger RNA of Penicillium waksmanii, 1215 nucleotides long. RefSeq names its product putative G-patch domain protein. Bases 1 to 1215 code for a protein of 404 amino acids. The record is from RefSeq and is a predicted model, not a curated record. Lineage: Eukaryota; Fungi; Ascomycota; Eurotiomycetes; Eurotiales; Aspergillaceae. Gene Ontology annotation, molecular function: nucleic acid binding. Gene Ontology annotation, cellular component: kinetochore. The transcript has 2 exons.
AUGUCGCCCAAUCAUGGAGAUACCGAUGAGGGGGAAGAGGACGAUUACAUGUCCAUGGUGAUCGAAGAGCCGAAGUUUAAGGAAACCUUUACCCAACGGAAGCGUCGGGAACAACGUGAGGCAGAGGCCCGGGGAAAAGUCCCCUCCAAAGCCGAACGAGCAGCCGAAGAAGCUGCGCGCCGCGAAGAAGCUCUAUCAAAAAGCACCUUAGACCCAACGAAUAAGGGAUUCAAAAUGAUGGCGAAGCUAGGCUUCAAACCGGGACAAUCCCUUGGCAAACGCGACAACAACGAGGCGGCAGGUGACGAGAACAAAGAUGACGAGGACAACAAGGACAAGGACAAGCACACCAAGAACUCAGCCACCCGAUCCGAGCCCCUGAAUCUUAUUUUCAAAGAAGACCGCGGCGGAAUCGGAAUGGAUGAGAAAAAGAAGCGCAAAAUCCGGGAACAGGCCGAAGAAGCUACGAAAAAAAUCAAACGCGAUGAAGGCGACUAUCGCGAUCGGGUCCGGGAGGAGCGAGAAUUGAAGCGUACUGAGGCGCAAGUUCGAGCGGCGCAGAAAGUUGCUGAGAGGCUGGAUACUGAGGAGGAGAAUAACACUGGCACUGGCACUACUGCUGCAUCUGCAUCUGCAUCUGCAUCGUCAUCGCGGGACUCAGACACACAGACGCAGUCCAAGGCAAACGACCAGGAUGGUGGUGUGACUGAUAACGACGCUAAAACCAACCCCAACCCCAACGCCGAUCACCCGCCAAGUACCGGGCCCAAAAUACAAAAACCCAAACACCAACACAAACCAACCGCCCAGAUCAACGUCCUAUAUCGCGGUCUCGUGCGGGAACGAGAGAACCACGAGCGAGACAAACAAGCCCGUCACGCGCUCCACACUUCCCUCCCAUCAUCAUUCUUCCCAAAACAACGGCUUCCCACCUUCUCAGAAUCAGAACUAGAGCGAGAGCCAGAAGACGAACAGGCUCUUGGCACACGGCUCGGACUCGAUUUCGACCCUUAUACCGCCGCAGUUGAGCAGGAGCUUGAAGAGGAAGAUCCGGAAUUGGAGGCGUUUAAUGAACUGCCGGCCUCGGAGAGAUUGCAUAAGUUAGUGCUGUACCUGCGGGAAACGUAUCGGUAUUGCUUUUGGUGUAAGUAUCGGUAUGAGCGGGAUGAUGAGUUGGAGGGGUGUCCCGGUCUUACGGAGGAGGAUCAUGAUUGA